AUGGUUCCAAGAUCCCGUCCUCUAUUUAAAACUUCUCAUUCCUCUGGUUCUAGCAAGCGAGAUAAAGGAAGUAAACGUCCCAGUGUAACAAAGGUGCAGAUUAUAACGGCCAGUAAGUUGCAUCAGCAGCUUGUGAAAUCUAAAGGAUCAGAAGAAGCUUCCCCUAGCGGGCAUAUGGAAACAUUUGAGGGGAAACUGAACUAUUUACUGGAUUCUGAAGGAGGGAUUAGCAAGCGGAAGGAUUCAACAAAAGGGUACUUGAAACUUCUUCUUCUCACUGCAGCUUCCCGAGGCAAUGCCAACAAUGAAGGAAUCCAAAGCAACCGAGAUCUUUCAAUGAUUCUCGAUGCCCUUUUGAAGACAAAGUCACGUGCUGUUUUGAUGGAUGUAAUCAACAAAAAUGGCCUGCAAAUGCUACAUAAUAUCAUGAAACAGUAUCGAAGGGAUUUUAAAAAGACUCCAAUACUCCGGAAACUUCUGAAG
Molecule: messenger RNA, 483 nt
Organism: Tarenaya hassleriana
Lineage: Eukaryota; Viridiplantae; Streptophyta; Magnoliopsida; Brassicales; Cleomaceae
Product: histone-lysine N-methyltransferase ASHH2-like
Exons: 5
Source: RefSeq, a predicted model, not a curated record